Molecule: messenger RNA, 930 nt
Organism: Blumeria graminis f. sp. triticale
Lineage: Eukaryota; Fungi; Ascomycota; Leotiomycetes; Helotiales; Erysiphaceae
Source: the annotation of a GenBank genome assembly
AUGCAUUGUGCUUAUGCAUUCCUUUUAAUACCCGAAUAUUCAGUGUUGCAAGAAGGACGUCUUUUGGUUAUAGGCGUCGACACGAACUAUUCUCACUAUAGUGUCCAUAAGCCUCUGAUUCCGGACAAGUUUCCUGAGAUCAGACCAGAACUUGAUAUAGCUAUGACAACGUACUAUGAAAAUGGUCCAGGGACAUAUGUAAGGGCGUACUGCUCGAUCAAAGUUUCAGUACGAAAUAUUAUGGAGACCAUUAUAUCUGGUCACGAUGAUAUCACAGAUGUGUCUCACAUUAACUUUGGAGUUACAGAAAAAGACCUAGCACCUUGUCUAUCUCACAUUCAGUUGUCAGACUCGGGAUAUGAUUCCGAGACGGCGAUAUCGCUCAAAGGCCUUCUACAAAAAAAAGUUUGUUCGACGCGUGAUGUAUUCAGCUUAAAUUUCCGAAAUGAACUUCAAUUAACAGGACACUAUGGUUAUUUUGCACGCAAAGCAUGCAAUGGUAAGAAAUGGAUAAAUCUAGAUGUACCUAUAGAGACACAGCAGAUCUUUUUGCCCAAUCACGUCUUCGGUGAAAAACGAUGCGAGUAUGAAAAUGAAGUCAAAGUCUUGAGCAUCGCAACUAUGGGCCAUCUACAUAUUUUCAAAAGAAAUGAUCAAAAUUCUCAAUGGUGGCCAGAAACGUUUAUUGGAUUGGAAAAGAAAAAUGCCUUCAAACUCGCAGACUUCAUUUGCAGGCAUUAUGUAGUUCUUAAGCCCGUGAUGAAAACAAUUUAUGAAUAUCAACGUAAUGACUGCGAUUCGGAAUUUUGUUGUAUAAAUUGCUAUAAAGGCAAUAAAGAGUAUAGACAAGAGAAAAACCGGAUAAUUGCUGAAAUUAGGUCUUUGAAAUUGGGAAGAAUCCCCGAAAUAGAUGGAGGUAUUACAAACUAA